This is a messenger RNA of Pristis pectinata (smalltooth sawfish), 3818 nucleotides long. RefSeq names its product ureidoglycolate lyase (gene ugl). Bases 179 to 1816 code for a protein of 545 amino acids. The record is from RefSeq and is a predicted model, not a curated record. Gene Ontology annotation, cellular component: cytoplasm. The transcript has 16 exons. Gene Ontology annotation, molecular function: malate synthase activity. Gene Ontology annotation, biological process: glyoxylate cycle. Lineage: Eukaryota; Metazoa; Chordata; Chondrichthyes; Rhinopristiformes; Pristidae.
GCAGGUUACCUGGGAGCUGAUGAUCAGUUGCAAUUGGCUGCACACAAAAUCUGGUGAUGAUACUGAAUGAAGAUUGAAGGUCAUUGAGCUCAGAACGUGGCAGGUUAAAUAAAAAGAGCAAAUGUAAACCCUGAAAAGGCAAAAGUCAACUUCAACUGCUGAGAAAACUGCAGUGAAUAUGGCAGCAACAGUGAAACCAAUUACUCCCGUAACUGGUGUGGAGAUUGAACCACCUCCUGCAACUCUGGAAGUAGAAUUCCAAACCCUUUUGACACCAGAAGCGAUUCAGUUCCUGGCAGAAUUGGUUUCUACUUUUGAUGCAGAUGUCGAGGAGAUAUUUCAGCUGAGAAUUGCUAAGAAGCUGGGCUUGGAUCGUCUUGGUGGGCUUCCAGAAUUUUUGCCCCAUACUUCACAUAUCCGAGAGGAUCAAUCCUGGAAAGUUCAGCCUGUCCCACAGAGAUUGCAGAACAGGCAUGUAGACCUUGGGGAUGUGUCUCCAGCCAAUACUGAACAUUUCAUCAGGGCCUUGUGUUCUACUGCACAGGGCAUUCAGACUGAUUUUGAUGAUGGUCACUGUCCAACCUAUUUUAAUCAAAUCCAAGGACUUUUCAAUGUUUACAAGGCAGUUCAUAGCCAGUUUCCAGGUGUACCACCUAUCUCAAAGGUUCCCAUUCUAAUGCUAAGACCGAGGGCUUGGAACAUGGUCGAACACAACAUGCUGGUUAAUGGAAGGGAGGUCCCUGGCCCGCUGUUUGAUUUUGGACUACUGAUGUACCACUGUGGACGAAUCUUGUUGGAAAAUGAAUGUGGCCCUUUCUUUUAUCUGUCAAAGGUUGAAAGUCAUUUGGAGGCCAGAUUGUGGAAUAGGAUCUUUGUUUGGGUUCAAAAGAAGUUGGGUUUACCAAUUGGCUCCAUCAAAGCCACAGUCUUAGUAGAAAAUAUCUUAGCUACAUUUGAGAUGGAGGAGAUUCUCUAUGAGCUGCGAGACCAUUCUGCUGGACUGAACUGCGGAAUCUGGGAUUAUUCAGCCUCUUUUGUAAACAAAGUUGGACAUCGACGGGAGUUCCUUUUACCAGAUCGCAGUAAAUAUGUGAAUAUGGAGAAAAUGUUUUUGAAGAGCUACAUGGAUCUUCUAGUAAAGACCUGUCAUAACCGAGGUGCCUUGGCCACCGGAGGAAUGGCAGCCCUCUUACUGCCCCGGGACAAGGAAAGCUCAGAGUACCAGAGAGUCUUGGCAAUUGUCACACGUUUGAAACUGCUUGAAAUCAAUGCGGGAGUUGAUGGAUUCAUGGUGUUUGAUCUGGAGCUGAUUGAACCAAUGACAGAGCUAUUCCUAAAACAUACAAAUGGGCCCAACCAGCUACAUAUCCUGAGAGAAGAUGUGGACGUGGCUCCAAGUGAUCUGCUCACCAUGCCGUCUGGUGGGGUAACCUUGUAUGGACUGAAAUACAACAUUGGUGUUGGAAUUCUCUUCAUAGAAGCAUGGCUAAGAGGUCAAGGUCAUUUUUACUUUCGGGGUCAAGUGGAAGAUUCAGCUACUGCUGAGAUUUCCCGAUCACAGGUUUGGCAAUGGAUUCGGCAUGGAGUAAAAUUGGAGGAUGAUAACAGAAUUGUCACCAGAAACCUUGUCCAAACUCUUGGAAAGGAAAUAGAAACAGAGUUACAGGAUGUUUUGCAUCACUGCACUGACAGCUCCAACUGGCAACUGGCAGUGGCUUCCGAAAUAUUCUUUGAAAUUGUACAGAAGCGAGAUUUUCCAGAAUUCCUCACUACAUAUUUGAACUUAGAACAUGCAUUUUUAAGUGCCAACCAUUAACUGCAUUGAACAUAGUCAUAACAUUGCAAAAAAACACCUAAUUUCAGCAAAGUUUGCAUCUAAAAGUAAGUGGCCACAAACCACAUGACUAACACAUUUAGUGGGGCAAUAUUAUCUUUAUAUUCCUUGUAAAAGCAAGCAAGCCUAACUCUGAAGUUUGCACACUUAUUUAUUGAGGCUCUAACCAAUUUCCACUGCUACAGAAUUCAACACCUACUGAAUUGCAGCCACUGUGAUAGCCUUGCACUAUGUACCACCUUCAAUCUGCACUACAGCAAUUCACUAAGAAUUUCUGGGCAGCAUCUACCAAAUAUAUGCCAUCUACCAGAGGUCAAUGGUAACAAGCACUUUGGAUCACCUGGUGAAAUCUGUUUUGAAGUAGUACACUGUCCCGACUUGGAAAUGUAUUGAACUUUUGUUGCCACAGUGCAAAAUCCUUUACUUCUCAAUCUAAAGGUUUGCCACCACCUCAAGGACUACUAGGCUUGGGCUUUACCACUGAAGCCAUAACUCGAGACAAGACUUCUAGGCUCCCAUCAGCCAGGGGUUACCACCUCAGCAUCUACUCUAUCAAGUCCUCCAAGAAUGAAAUGAAAUCACAUCUCAUUUUUGAUGGGUCCAUUCUAUUCACUCUUAAAUAUAGAAGUAAAUUGACCAGUUUUUGAACCUAGAAUGUUGAAAAAUCUGCUUUUCAAUAAAUGCAGAGUGAAUGUUGCCUUGGUUUCUCUCCACCCAGUGCUGCCUCACCUGCAUUUUCUGUUUUUAUUUCAUGUCCAGCAUCUGCUUUUCAGUUUUACAAUGCAUUAGGGUAAACAACACUAUCUACAGCAUACUGUUUGUUCUUAGUUUUGUUUUUAAAAUCAAAGUGCUUGCACCAUGACCAGCAGCUAGCAAAAUUCUAAUUAGGAAUAAAAACAGAAAAAUGCCUGAAAUACACAGCACAUUUAACAGUAUUUGAAGAGACAAAAAUCAUUUGGUGUACAUUACAGCUGUAUUUUGUUCAAUUCCAACACAACAAUUUCAGACCAAUUGGAUUUAUAGACUAGCUGCUCAAGUUUCUUUCCUCACCACCCUGAAUUAUGGAUAUAAAAGGCAGAAGUAUUGUAUGAUUCUGAAGGAGAAAGGCACCAUCUACCAGAAAAAUGAGCCUGGGACUGUUAUACAUCUUGUAUUCACAAGUAUAUUGUAAGGGCCUUAUACAUUUAUAUAAAUAAUUAUCUUAAUCUGUUGCAUUGUGUUGGAAGCUUAUGUAUUCCUUAGUUAUAUUUGGAAAAAAAAUCACUUAAAUGAAUGUCUAGUGAAUAUUCUUACAGAACUAAAUUUUAUGAUGAUUGUUUGCGCAGAAAAUUCAUAUGAACUUUUAAUAAACUGGCCUAUGCACCAGUUUCUGAUUAUAGAAACCUACAGAAGUAUUCAAAACGCCCCAUCGGCUUAAGCAUAGUUAUAGCCUUAAUUUGUGUAUUAUCCUUCCAAGAUUGUUUUUUCCCCCAAAAUAACCCAUGUGUUUCUUUUUAUUCUCAAAGUUACUAAUUAUCAAAUCAAGUCUCAUAAUUCUUUUGAAAAGCACUUUCAUCUGCUCCUCGGAAAUGUUACAAGGCAUUUUUAUUUAAGGCUAAGUAGGGCAGAAAAUCUUUGAGGACUAGUUUUCAACAUAUUAAGAAGCAAUGCACUCAAUGCAGUCACCUAACAUUUCACUACUUUCCACUCAUCAUUCCUGCAUUCGCUCCGUGACUUUCAAAUGGAAGGUUUAGACUGUGCUUAGCAGCUGGUUCAGAUUAAGCUUUUUUAAAAAAAGCCACCGCGCAUUACUAUUGUAGCAGGUAAUUGUUUUGCUUUUACAACUUUACAGAAAGAUGUUUACAUUGUGGAAUUGUAAUGAAUUUAGCUUAACACUGUCAACUGCAAGAUGGUUUAAUUAGAAAAUAAACAUACAGAUUUUCAACAAUAAUAUUAAUGACUCAGAAAUAUCUUAAUGCAAGCAAAAAUUGUUUCUUCCCACCAG